AUGUCUCCGACCAAAGACACGAGCGCGAGCAUGUCCGACAAUCACGAGGUCCGAAUUCGCGAAUUGAAAAAUAAACGGCGCACGUGCAAGAGCCAAGUAACAAUGUUCGGGCAUUACUUGGACUCCUUCAAGGACAGCGAGACAGAACGCAUAAAAUUGUCCGAACGGCUUCUGCGCAUUCGCGGGCAAUUCGACACGUUUAAUCGCGUCCAAGACGAGCUAGGCAACAUAGACAAUUAUGACGAAGCCGAGGUCGAAAGAAACGCCGCGACCGAUAUUUACGACAACGUGAUUGCAAGAGCAACGGUGAUGCUCAAUCGUCUCGCGAGCGCCGCUGCUCCUUCAAAAUCGGGAGAGCAUUCGAGUCCCGCGAAUUGCAGCAACGGAAGCUGCAACCCGACAGCCACGUCGUCAUGCUCGCUGCCGUACCUGCAAUUGUCUCUAUCGGGAAAGGCUGAAGCGGCGAUCAGCGCUUUCACGAUCUCGAAUGAGAAUUACGAAGCGGCGUGGACUCACUUAAGCGAGAUGUACGACAACCGACGCGCACUCGUACUCCGUCACGCGGCCCUGCUCCGCGACUCGCCAUCGAUGCCCGAUCACAGGUCCGAAUCGGUACGCGACCUCGUGAACCCCGUGCAACUGCACAUUCGAUCCCUGCAAGCCCUCGGUCGUUCUUGGGAGAACAUAGCGCAGGAUUUAAUUACCAGCAUCAUCGUCUCGAAGAUGGACGAAGAAACGAAACGGAACUGGGAACGUACGCUCUCCGACACCGAAGUUCCCAAACUCGAGGAGACACGGAACGCCGCGAAACCAAACGGGAAGGGGUCACCGGUCGCCGCAUCAUCCACCGAUCUCCCAUCGCACGGCCUCUUAGCAACGGCUAUGGUCGAAGUAUAUGACAGGGAGCGCAGAGCGAUCGAGUGUCGCACGCUCAUAGACACGUGCUCGAGCGCCAAUUUCAUGACCGAAGCCCUCGCCGCGAAAUUAAACCUUCCCCUGGAAACAUGCGCAGUCAAGAUCGAAGUCUUAAAUCAAGAAGACACGACGACGAACAAUCUUCUGACGGCCACGGUAAAAUCGCGGACAUCGAAUUUCAAACGGACGCUGAAAUUCUUCACGGUACCGCGAAUAGCCAAUAGAAUCCCGGAUCAACAAAUCGACCGCGCCAGAAUUCCGAUACCGAAAAACGUGAAAUUGGCCGAUCCGCAAUUUCACCGCCCGGCUCCAGUUGACAUGCUUAUAAGCGCCGGACCGACGAUGGCAAGCUUAAGCAUAGGUCAACUGAACCUCUCCUCCAAUGAGCAGUCGGAUCUGAUUCUGCAGAAAACCCAAUUUGGAUGGGUCAUCGGGGGGAGCGGCCCUACGGCAACGGCGCGCGCGAAACACCGGACAUUCUUCGCUACCCCGGAUUUCGAUUUACAAAAAUUCUGGGAGUUAGAGGAGGGUCCCCACAUCCGACAUUUAUCGGCAGAAGAGCAGGAUUGCGAAGAUCAUUUCAAAGAUCAUAUUAAACGCGAUAAAUCGGGACGGUAUGUCGUCGCGUUACCCUUCAACGGAAGGGAGUCCGAGCUUAGAGAGUCACGAUCGCGCGCUCUCACUCGUUAUUUGUCGCUCGAACGGAAAUUUAAUCGCGACGCGGAAUUAAAACGCGAAUACGUGGCCGUAAUCAAAGAUUACUUAGAGCUCGGGCACAUGAGCGAGGUAAACGAGGCCAGCAAUACGGACGGAUUCUACCUGCCGCAUCAUGCCGUCGUAAAAUCAUCGAGCACCACCACUAAGGUCCGAGUCGUAUUCGACGGUUCGGCAAAAUCGAGUAGCGGACUUUCGCUUAACGACGGCCUCAUGACCGGGCCCACUAUCCAAGACGAUUUGUUCGCCCUCCUUAUGCGUUUCCGUACGCACAACUAUGUUCUCACCGGAGACAUAGAAAAAAUGUAUCGGCAGUUCCUCGUCCGUCCGGAGGAUCGUCGAUAUCAGCAAAUCUUGUGGCGCGACGACGACGGACGCAUUAAGGCAUAUGAACUGAAUACAGUCACAUUCGGAUUAUCAUCAGCUCCAUAUCUCGCGGUCAGAUGCCUACAACAGCUGGCCGAAGACGAAAGGCUACUAUCGCCGGUAAUCAUCAAGGCAAAAAUUUUGAUCCAAGGACUCUGGCGGCUGCAAUUAAAUUGGGACGAAUCGAUACCCCAUGAAUUGCACACCGAAUGGACAGCUUUCGUGCAAGAGUUCAGCACCUUGGACAAAAUUGCCUUCCCGCGCCACGUAACGCAGCGCGCAACCAUGAGAACCGAGCUGCACGGAUACUGCGAUGCGAGUGAACGCGCGUACGGCGCGUGUCUCUACGUACGAACCAUAGACGAAGCCGGAAAAAUCAAGGUCGAGUUGCUAUGUGCAAAAUCGCGCGUUGCACCGUUAAAAACCGUUAGCCUCGCCCGUCUCGAAUUGUGCGGAGCACUGUUGCUGGCCAAUCUCCAUACGACCGCUCUCCAAAAUUUCGCGCGAUCAUUCGACAAGAUCACGUUUUGGACCGACUCGACCAUCGUUCUCAACUGGAUCAACAAGGAACCCUGCACCUUGAAAACGUUUGUGGCAAAUCGCGUUUCCAAAAUCCAGGAGAAGACAAGCGUAACCGCGUGGCGACACGUUAAAUCAGCCGACAACCCAGCCGACAUGAUAUCGCGAGGACAAUCGGCGCGGCAAUUUCGAACCAAUUCAACUUGGCGCAACGGACCCACGUGGCUUCUCGAAUCGGAAUUGAAUUGGCCGCCCUCGCAAUAUACGAUCACGUCAAACGUACCUGAAGCGAGACCCUUUACGUGCUUCGUAACUAAAACGUGUCAUUCCGAAGAAAUUUUGCACCGGUACUCGUCAAUAAAGCGUUUGCGCAGAAUCAUCGCGUACUGCCUGCGCUUCAAAGGGAAUAACAGUAACAGGGGUCCACUAACGAUCGAAGAGCUGCACCACGCGAACGAACGAAUUCUGCAGCUCACCCAAGCGUCCGUCUUCGCCAGAGAAAUCCAACAGCUCAAAACGGGAAAAGAGUUACAAUCGGCCAGCAGACUCUUAGCGCUACGACCCUUCCUGGACGAUAAGGGACUCUUACGUGUCGGCGGCCGGCUGCAGAACUCGGCUUUGCCAUAUGAGCAAAAACACCCAGUGUUGUUGCCAAAAAUAACACGAUAA
Messenger RNA from Colletes gigas, 3183 nucleotides. RefSeq lists its product as uncharacterized. Lineage: Eukaryota; Metazoa; Arthropoda; Insecta; Hymenoptera; Colletidae. The transcript has 4 exons. Bases 1 to 3183 code for a protein of 1060 amino acids. The record is from RefSeq and is a predicted model, not a curated record.